This is a messenger RNA of Triticum dicoccoides, 3598 nucleotides long. Its product is annotated as nuclear pore complex protein NUP1-like. The transcript is spliced from 9 exons. Gene Ontology annotation, cellular component: nuclear envelope. The coding region runs from base 59 to 3148 and encodes 1029 amino acids. The record is from RefSeq and is a predicted model, not a curated record. Gene Ontology annotation, biological process: nuclear membrane organization. NCBI's taxonomy places the organism in Eukaryota, Viridiplantae, Streptophyta, Magnoliopsida, Poales, Poaceae.
CUCUCUUCGAAUUCCCUUUCUCUUCUCCAAAACCCUAGCCCCACAUCGGCGCCGUAACAUGGCGUCUCGGGGAGGUUACGACGGCGGCUCCGCCACGGGAGGCAAGAUCCGUAGGCGCCCUCCCUCCCGCGUCGCAGCUGCGUCACCCUAUGCGCUCCCGGCUCCUCCUACUCAUCCAGCGUCGUACGGCGGUGAAGGGAGCGGCUGGCUCGCCCGUCUCAUCUCCGGUGGCGCAUCGCGCCUCCUCUCCUCUGUGUUUCGCAAGCCGCCUCCUCAGCUCGCCGCGCCUACGCUUUCGGAACCAGAGUUGGUCGACGCUCCUUGCUCGCCGCCGCCGCCGCCUUUAGAGAACGACAUUCUAGAAGAAGAAAACGGAGGAGGAACUGCUAAUAAUCUGUCUACUGAUAAUCCUGAAAAUUAUCCCAUUGAUGGAGAUGACAUUCUAAGUUCUUGUUUCAAUGGUAGUAUGGAUCUUGAAGAAUUGUUGAAGCAGAAGACCUUUACAAGGAGUGAGUUUGAAUAUUUGACUGGGUUGUUGCGAUCCAGAACUGUUGAAUCCAAUACAAUGCAGUCAGAAGUUAAUAAUAUAAAGCAAACAUUGUCUCCCGAGAAGGAAAAGGGAUCUAGAGACUUACCUGUUGAUUUCUCCAUUAAAUCAUACAGUAUCACUGAUCAAGUUGCUUCACCUGCAGAACUUGCAAAGGCAUAUAUGGGUUCAAGAUGUUUAGAGGGGGCACCGUUACGCCUUAGAUUGCAUGAACCCUCCUCCCUUUCUGUCAAAUCAAUAGAAUCUGGCACAAUACAAAUAGCUAAAUCUCCAAAGGCCCCACUUCUUGGAAUUUCAAGAUUGUCUGCUUCCACACCCUUUGAUCGCCUUGGAAGCAGCUAUAGGACUCCAAAUAAAUCAGCAAUACACAAAUUGUCAUCAUCUCCUUAUUUUAAGGGUCCUGUUUCUUCUAGGGACAUAUGUGGUACUGUAUCUUCAUCAUAUCAGACUGCAAACAGCGUUCAUACAUUUGGCAGGCAGCAGUUCCUGAAGAGAAAGAAUAUUGCUCUCAACAAUGAGACUGUGUCUGUUGGCCCCAUACGCAAAAUGCACCAAAGAUAUAACAGAAUAUCAUCACUCUCGGAAACAUGGCCUGGUUAUCGUAAGUAUCCUGGUAAUGAUGCAAGCAAACUGGAUGAAGGUUUUGAACACUCCACACAAACUCAAAAGCGUCUGCGUCUGGCUGAAGUUGAUGAUGGCACUCUACGUAUCUGUGGCAACAGUUUUGUUCAAGCACCAGUUCAAUCAACUGAGAUGGCCGCAAAGAUAUUGAAACAGCUUGAUACAUUAGUCCCUUCACCUCCAGAGAAGGAAAGCACACCAGAAAUGAAGCAAAAACAUGGAAAUGCCCUGGAUGUUGAGGAUUCUAUUUCUCGGAGAAAGGAAAUACCAUCUCAGGGCAGCCUUUUGGAAUCAUCUUUGUCAUUCAUCCCAGCUGCAAUAGAUGGCAAGACUGUUGAUGCUAUGUCAAACGGUUCUGCCCUCCUAGAAAGUAAAUCAUCCUCUGAAUUAAUAACUUCACCCAAGGAUUCUCUGGAGGUGGACCACUGCAGUGGAAGUAUUGAAAUUGUGAAAAGCUACUCACCAAUCCAGGAACAUACUGCUAACAACUCUGGAACAACAAAUAAGGAGAAUCCCCCAACAGCCUCUUUGCGAAGCUAUUCUCCUUCCAAUCUGGUGUUAUCUAGUGAAAUAAAACGAACCAAAAUGCUGGCUUCAUCAAAUGGCUUCUCAUUCCCUGUCACGGCUGCACCGGGUGCCCACUCACAGGCCCCUCCAACGCCUACUAUGGCAUCUCCACCCGCACUACAUGUUGGAAAGCACAAAUCUUCUGCACUACCCAGUGUGCCAGUUACUUCCCCGGAAAGUGCUCCAAGGAUUUUGAAACGAGUUUCAGAAGAAAGCUCAAUUUCAGACAAGCACAAUAAGAAGUUAAAUGGAGAAAUGCCGCCGGUUUCUUCCAAGGGUGCUGGACAUGUUGCAUCAUUCACUAGUAAUCCUGUAUUUGCUGUUGCCAAUUCCAAGCCUACAACCUUAAGUAAUGGGCUAGAACAUACAUCAAAAUCAACUGCCUCUGCUGUUCUGGCUUCUAAUAGACCGAACUACUCAUUUUUGUCUACAAAUACCGCCUCUUCCCAAUCUGCUAGAGCACCAACAUCUGGAAGUGCCAAUGCGCCUUUCAAUUUCUCACCAAAGUUUGGUGGUGCAAGUUUGUUAGCUGCCCAGAACAAAUCCAAGGCAGGAAGCAGCAGUGCCCCAUUUAAUUUCUCUCCGCAGUUUGGCAGUGUGAAUUUGGUCGUGUCUCUGGAUAAGUCCAAAGUAACCUCACCUGAAUCAACGUUGUUGUCUGGAAACCAGUUCGCCCAACCAGGAAAUAACAAUUCAUUGUGCACACAGAGUUCAGCAAGUAAGUCACAUAUGAUGUCUCCGGAAGAAUCAAACAUGGGGAGUUUACCAUUUGGUUCAGCACCUCUGAGCCCUAGUCCUUUCAGUUUGAGCUCUGUAGUUUCUUCCACAGCUGCCUCUGGCACGACCUCUGUGAUUACAACUUCUCCACUGCCUCUGCCAUCUAUGGCUUCUUCUGCUUUGGGGUCUAGUAAAGCAUUCUCGGUCUCACCAAUAUUUGGCAGCAGUCCAAUCACGAUUGCUCCAUCGUCGUUUGGCAUGCCGGAUAAUGGUUCUGCUAUGUCCAUUAGCCCCUCUAGCGCUGUAUUUUCAUUCACUUCGGCUACACCUACAAUACCAGAUCCACCAUCCUCAACACCACUAUUUGGUAGCACGAUCCCAACUAUUGGCUUCAGUACAGGAACUGGUCAGAUGAUUGUGGGGAAUAACCAGACUCUUUCUGUUACGGCCCCACCAUUUGGCUUUCAGAGCAAUUCACUGUCAACUCCAGCUUUCAGCGGCUUUCAGAGCAAUUCACUGUCAACUCCAGCUUUCAGCAUGCCAGCUACUCAAUUCGCUUCCACCUCAACCACCUCACCUGGCAUUUUCCAGUUUGGCCAGCAGAGUCAAGCUUCGUCAGGUGUCUUUUCAAUGGGCACUGUCCGCGACAAUGACAAGUCUGGCAGAAGAAUUGUCAAGGUAAAGAGAAAGAAAUAGGCUACUCUGUUCAAAGUUGAUUGAGGCUCGGAACUUGCAGUCAAAUUGGCCUGUGGACCAGUCUACAUUGCAAAUUGAUAUGGCUUCCAGGGCUCUGGCGAUCGGCGAGUGUAGUGCAGCACAUUUGUUCACUUGAUAUCGACUGAUCUGACAUGAGAUUGCCCGUGGCGUUUUUGGCACAGUACCUAUGGUGGACUCUCUCUAGUCUAUAUUGUUGAACUGAAUUUUGUUGCAUGAUUUUGUUCCCUGAUCUACCAUAUUACAAAAACAUUUGUAUAUCGAAGUAAUGUUUCGGGGUAUCUGUUCUUGUUACUGCUCAGUCCUAUGAUCCGUGCACCUUCUAAAGUCGAUUCAUGCAUCGUUCAUGUAGGGAAACACAAUUUUGGUCUGUGUAACGAGAAGGGUCAGAUUUGCGGGUUGCAGUACACUGACAACUUAUUGUUGGUUGCA